AUGGCUCAGAACACUAUGUAUGAGCAUCCGGGAAACCCUCCCAUUAUCCAUGCUCGGCAAAGGGCCCCAGCAACACUUCGACCAUACGGCGCUAGGGACAACCGUCCAGUUAUGGUAGACUUCGAACAAUCACGCUCUUACUACCCAGGAACACCUUCUCCCAUGGAAAACUACGGCCAUAUGAUGAACCAGCCCGUUGGACGCCUUUCUUACCCUCCAGUUGGGCACUCUAUGGCAACGGCCCCUGGAUACCCUGAAUGGAACCAUCCUGUCCACGAGCCCGUGCGACAGGAUGUUGGACCCCUGAAUUCCCCGGAAAGCCCGACUUAUAUCGUGGAAAGAUCCGUCCGGCGAGGUGCCGAGCCAAGCCGAGGAAGCUCCCAGUAUAUUUCCCAGAGACGUACCUCCGUUCGGGGAGAUGAAUUUGAUGGCCCCCAUCAAAUUCUGGACCCGCCUUCGUCUCGAAGUGUGCCAGCUCGAGAGGAAGAGCUGCCCCAGCUCCCUACUAACCUAGAUGCUGCUGAACAAGACAAAAUCUUGCACGAAGUUAAUGAUCGUCUCUCUCUAUCAGCUUAUGAGUUCUUCGCAAGAUAUCAGUUCCCCAUUCCACUGGAAACGGACAAGAGGCCUGUUCAGGUACCUUCAGACCGAGAGUGGAAUGAAUGGGUGCAUCUGUUGAAGAGACUUGCCACCAGGCGUCGUAUUCCUCGACACACUUUGCACAAUGGCCAAAUCAAACAGCUCAUCACUGUUCUUGAAAAUUCCCUGGAGAUGCGCCAUGCUGCCAAGCAUAGCUCACGCCCUGUCAAGGAUGAUCGUAAUGUGCUUCAGCUCAUCUCUGCAGGAACGCAGGUUGCGAAGAUUCUUAAAGAUUCUAGCGCUAUGCAGUUCUUCGACCGUCUUUAUGUUGACACGGAGAAGACUAUUCACGACCGACGCCGCCGCGUCAGAUUUGCUACCCCUUGA
Messenger RNA from Penicillium verhagenii, 966 nucleotides. RefSeq lists its product as uncharacterized. Bases 1 to 966 code for a protein of 321 amino acids. The record is from RefSeq and is a predicted model, not a curated record. The transcript has 2 exons. NCBI's taxonomy places the organism in Eukaryota, Fungi, Ascomycota, Eurotiomycetes, Eurotiales, Aspergillaceae.